AUGUCUUCACAAAGUGUAGUUCUUUCAUCACUUUUGCUCAUGUCAUUGGUUUCUUCUUCUGGCUUGUGUUUUGGCUCUUACAUUGGCCCUAGGAGGUUGAUGCAGACAAAACAUGAUGAAAAUAUGGAUAUCAUGUUAAGGGUUCAUCAUCAAUCAACGCCAUCUUCAAUGUCUCAAAAAACGUUUAGUGUUUCACAUUAUGGAGCAAAAUCUGGUGAUGGAAGAGUUGAUAAUGAGGCAUUUGAGAAGGCAUGGAAUUUAGCAUGUUCAGAAGGGGGUGCUCUUGUGGUCCCUGAAAAGAAGGUUUAUCACCUUAAGCCAAUAAAAUUUUCAGGCCCAUGCCAAGCCACUACCACUUUUAUGUUAUAUGGAACAAUCAAAGCAUGGCCUAAAAUUUCAGCCUAUGAAGAAGAUAGACAGCACUGGAUUAUGUUUGAUAAUAUAACGAAUUUUGGUGUUGAUGGUGGCGGCACUUUCAACGGCAAUGGAAAAAUAUGGUGGGAAAACUCUUGCAAAACUAACGAAAGCCUUCCAUGUAAGGAUGCACCAACUGCUGUGACUUUCAAUGAAUGCAACAAUUUGAGAGUGGAAAACGUUAAAUUCCGAAAUGCACAACAAAUGCAUGUUAGAUUUCAGAAAUGCAACAACGUUACAGCUUCAAAUCUGGUGGUUCAAGCUCCUGGGGAUAGCCCUAACACUGAUGGACUUCACGUCACUCAAACCAAAAAUAUUUUCAUAAGAAACUCUGUCAUUCGUACAGGUGAUGACUGCAUUUCAAUAGUGAGUGGUUCCCAAAAUGUUCGUGCUAGGGAUAUAGUUUGUGGACCAGGCCAUGGAAUCAGCAUUGGAAGCUUAGGAGCUGGUAAUUCAGAAGCACAAGUCUCGAAUGUGGUAAUCGACGGAGCCAUUUUCACAGGAACCUCUAAUGGUGUUAGAAUUAAGACUUGGCAGGGAGGUUCUGGAUAUGCAAAAGACAUCAAAUUUAUUAAUAUAGAAAUGCGAAACGUGACCAAUCCCAUAAUCAUAGAUCAAAACUACUGCGAUCAGAAAGAACCAUGCCAAGAGCAGGAAUCAGCAGUGAAAUUGAGCAAUGUGGUGUACCAGAACAUCAUAGGAACAAGUGCAACACAAGUUGCAAUCAAAUUCAACUGCAGCAAAACCGUCCCCUGCAGAUCAAUCUAUUUGCAAGACGUGAUUCUAAAACCGGAACGCCAUGGCAGCGACACGGUUGCGACAUGCGAGAACGUUAGAUAUGCCAACAGAGGACAGCUUUUUCCUCAGUGCUCUACUGCUUGA
This is a messenger RNA of Arachis duranensis, 1296 nucleotides long. RefSeq names its product polygalacturonase. Gene Ontology annotation, biological process: pectin catabolic process; fruit dehiscence; anther dehiscence. The record is from RefSeq and is a predicted model, not a curated record. Lineage: Eukaryota; Viridiplantae; Streptophyta; Magnoliopsida; Fabales; Fabaceae. The transcript has 9 exons. Gene Ontology annotation, molecular function: polygalacturonase activity. The coding region runs from base 1 to 1296 and encodes 431 amino acids.